Messenger RNA from Sphenostylis stenocarpa, 387 nucleotides. NCBI's taxonomy places the organism in Eukaryota, Viridiplantae, Streptophyta, Magnoliopsida, Fabales, Fabaceae. The record is from the annotation of a GenBank genome assembly.
AUGGCAAACAAGGUGUUUGCUAGAAGAUAUUGCAGUGCUGGAUGCCUUCAUGCCACAUACUUGGAAAAAGAGUUUUGGAAUGAAAUUGGUUGUGGGAAGAUGGAAACUGUUGAAUAUGCAUGUCAUGUUGCUUUAGAAUUUGAAAGGGUAGUCAGAGAACAUGUGUACACUAAUAUUUUAUCAAGUGACGGGGAAGAUGGCGCCUUCGAUGUUCUCCUAGGGAAAAUAACUCUAUUUCCACCAAAUAUUUUGUUAGAGCAUGAAGUCCCUGUCUACAAGGCCGUUCAAAAGCCAGGGGAGUUUAUAAUAACCUUCUCCACAGUUGAAACCAUGACUGAAGCCAGCAUGAUAUGCUCUGGGGGAGGUCCUAACGUCUUGGUGGUUUAA